This is a messenger RNA of Priapulus caudatus, 1020 nucleotides long. RefSeq lists its product as uncharacterized. Bases 61 to 1020 code for a protein of 319 amino acids. Lineage: Eukaryota; Metazoa; Priapulida; Priapulimorpha; Priapulimorphida; Priapulidae. Gene Ontology annotation, molecular function: transporter activity. Gene Ontology annotation, cellular component: membrane. The record is from RefSeq and is a predicted model, not a curated record. The transcript is spliced from 6 exons.
UUUUACUACAUACUGAUAACAUCGUUGCAGGGCUGGCGUUGGUUUUACUACAUUGCUGGCAUGCCUGGUAUUGUCCUCGGCGUCGUCAUCUUCGUCACAGUGAGGGAGCCUAGCAGGCUGUCGACAGGAGAGAGUGAGCCCAGCUAUCGCGGAACGUCCGACUCGGAUGGCUGGGGAACGAGGCUAUGGGUGGUCGUCACAGCGUUUGUGCGCCCGUCCACGCUGCUGCUCUGCCUAGCCGGCUCCGUGAGGAACGCUGCCGGCUACGUGUGGGCUUACAACACGCAGCCGUAUUUCGAGAGCGUGGGACAGACGCCGCUCGAGAUUGCCAAGUACAUGUCGUGGCUCCCCCUGGUGGCAGGAAGCAUUGGCGUUGUGUUCGGCGGCUGCAUCUCGGACCAGGUCGUGAAGCGGCGAGGGCUGUACACGCGCGUAUGGGUGCUGGUCAUCAGUCAGUUGGUGGCAGCACCGUUUGCGGCCGGCGCUCUUUUCCUGAACGUGCCGUGGAGUUACCUCAGCUUGAUCCCGACCUAUAUCAUCGGUGAGAUGUGGGUUGCCGUGACACUGACCGUCCUCGUGGAGCUGCUGCCGGCGAGCGUGCGCACGUCAGGUGUCGCCACCUACUUCUUCAUCAUCAGCAACGUCGGCGGAAACAUGCCGCUGCUCGUCCCGCCGCUGCAGACGGCUUUCACCAACGCCGGCUACUCGCAGAUAGACAGUCUCCGUGGCGCGCUCUACGUGCUCUACCCGGGCCUGUACGUUGCCGGGUCGAUUCUCUUCCUCAUCACACUGCUAUCGCUGCGUCGCGAUGUCGCCCACGUCGCACGCACCACAGACUUCGUCCGCCUCUCUCAGUCAGCGUCAUCCUUGGCGUCCGACGAUAGCGCCGCCGCACCGGACGUCGGUCAUUCCUCCGUCGCCACGGCGACGGUCAGCGACCACGAGGAGGGAUUGAUCGUCACGGCAAUGGAUAACGGGAUGGGUGGGGAUGAAGGGAGAGGUGUGGGGUGGGCCCAGUAA